UGACUUCCGUUAUUCCCAGAAGGCGCCGCGCGUGCUGCGGGAAGGUCGUGCAGGGGAGAGGCGGCUGCGUUCCGUGUCCGCACCAUGUUGGCUGCCAGCGUCCGUAGGUUCACCACCUCCGCCCUCCGUAGGAGCCACUACGAAGAUGGGCCCGGGAAGAACCUUCCAUUUUCUGUGGAGAACAAAUGGCGGUUACUGGCAGUGAUGUGUGCAUUCUUUGGAAGUGGAUUUGCUGCCCCUUUCUUUAUUGUCAGACAUCAGCUUCUUAAGAAAUGAAGGGGAUCAACUGUAAUAACACUUACUGGAGCUGAAGUCUUCUGCACGGCAACAUAAGUGGAAAAAAUGAUAUCUUCAAUUGUGUACCAUGGGGAUAUGUCUAAAUAAACUUUAAAUGUGAAA
Messenger RNA from Coturnix japonica (Japanese quail), 399 nucleotides. RefSeq names its product cytochrome c oxidase subunit 7C (gene COX7C). Lineage: Eukaryota; Metazoa; Chordata; Aves; Galliformes; Phasianidae. Gene Ontology annotation, biological process: mitochondrial electron transport, cytochrome c to oxygen. Gene Ontology annotation, cellular component: respiratory chain complex IV. The record is from RefSeq and is a predicted model, not a curated record.